Molecule: messenger RNA, 1096 nt
Organism: Galendromus occidentalis (western predatory mite)
Lineage: Eukaryota; Metazoa; Arthropoda; Arachnida; Mesostigmata; Phytoseiidae
Exons: 1
Coding region: 35-1063 (342 amino acids)
Source: RefSeq, a predicted model, not a curated record
GAUCAACAGCAUCUACAACAUCAAGUGAGCGGCAAUGAAGGCUUUCCAAACAAUCUGUGUGGCUUUGGCGGCAGCCACUCUCGGUCAGGCCCAAUCGGUCUCCUACGGAACCUCGUCCUACGGCUCUGGUGUUGUCUACGGAGCCCCAUCUUACAGCUCCGGUAUCUCCUACGCGUCGGCCCCCACGGUAUCCACCGUUAGAACCCAAUACGUUUCUGCCGCCCCCGCCAUCUCCACGAUCGCUGCCGGUCCUGUCGUCAGCCGCGCGGUCACCCUUCAAGCUGCCCCCGCCAUCUCUGUGGCUGCGGCUCCUGUUCAGCAAAUCGCCGUUGCCGCCGCUCCGGUCCAACAAAUCGCUGUCGCUCCCGCUCCCGCACAAGCUGUCAACUUGGGAGUCGUAGCCACCGCCCCCGCUGGCGGUGUCCGCACCCACGAGAUCCACACCGGAUCCGGCCGUCAAGCAAUUCGCAUCGAGGAGGUUCAAGCCGGAGACCAGAUUAUUCGAGUUCAUGAAGCUCCCCAAGCCGGGCCUCAGAUCGCUCAGGUUCGCGUUCCCGGAGAACAACAUCACAUUCGCGUCGUCAACCACCAAUCCGGUCGAGCCCAUGUCGAACGCGUUGUCCAACGUCAGCAGACCCAAGUUUUCAACGUGCAGAGACCUGGCCGCCCCGGAGCUCGAAUUGUCCAGGUGGUGAGAGACCAAGCUCCCGCUCCCUCUGUCGAGUUUGUCGAAGCCGGCGGAUCGAACCACCACGUUUACCACGCCAACGAUGCGGCUCAAGCCGCUCCUGUCGCACUCCAGGCAGCCCCCGUCGCUCUUCAGACCAUCCAGGCUGCCCCCGUCGCCAUCCGAACUGUUCAAGCCGCACCCGUCGCCCUCCAGACUGUCCAGGCCGCUCCCGUCGCCAUCCGAACCGUCCAAGCCGCUCCCAUUGCCUACCAGGCCGCUCCGAUCGCCUACCAAGCCGCUCCCAUCGCCUAUCAAGCUGCUCCCAUCGCUUACCACCAGGCUCCGUCUACCCUCAUCGGUGGCGCCUCUUACGGCGCUUCUUACCGAUACUAGUUCAUCGUAAAGAAUAAAUGUCGAUGCUCGCUC